AUGGCGUGGGGAGGCAGCAUCCACCACCGCCGAGCCUCCUCCCAGGGGGCACCCGCAGAGGAGCUGGCACGGGCAGAGCCCAGGAAGGCGGGCGAGACCUCGCACCCUUCCCCUGCAGCACCGAAGAAUGAGAAACCCCUGGAAGAUGAUGAGUCCCGAAAAGUCCUGACGAAGGGUCCCCGGGCCGAGCUUGCAGGUGCCCCCGAAGCUGUGACAUCCACUCCAGUUGGCCUCAGUGGCUUCGUCCCUCCUGCCCGUGCCGGCAGUGCUGGGACCCCAGGGGACCAUCUCCUCCAGAGGGCUGCAGGGGGGGCUUGGGAGCCGGGGGGGUCAGGGAACGGGGUGUUCCGCCCCCUCCCCAGCACCCAGAAGCCCCACCGAAAGCUGCAGUCGCACCACUCCAUCAACAGCCAGAGCAGCAAGAAGAGCAAGGGCAGCUCCAAGUCGGCCUCUUCCCACAUCCCUAUUGAGGCACAAGAAGACUGCUGCGUCCACUGCAUCCUCUCCUGCCUCUUCUGCGAGUUCCUGACCCUCUGCAACAUCGUGCUGGACUGUGCCACCUGCGGCUCCUGCACCUCUGAGGACUCCUGCAUCUGCUGCUGCUGCUGCAACUCGGGCGAGUGCGCCGACUGCGACCUGCCCUGCGACAUGGACUGCGGCAUCAUCGACGCCUGCUGCGAGUCGGCCGACUGCCUGGAGAUCUGCAUGGAGUGCUGCGGGCUCUGCUUCUCCUCCUGA
Messenger RNA from Egretta garzetta (little egret), 738 nucleotides. RefSeq names its product MyoD family inhibitor (gene MDFI). The transcript has 6 exons. The coding region runs from base 1 to 738 and encodes 245 amino acids. The record is from RefSeq and is a predicted model, not a curated record. Lineage: Eukaryota; Metazoa; Chordata; Aves; Pelecaniformes; Ardeidae.